Arctia plantaginis is the source of this 327-nucleotide messenger RNA. The record is from the annotation of a GenBank genome assembly. Lineage: Eukaryota; Metazoa; Arthropoda; Insecta; Lepidoptera; Erebidae.
AUGAAGUUCGCGUUAUUACUGGUGGCCAUCUGUAUGGUCCUAUGCCUAGCCUCUGGGAUAGAGAAUAACACAGGACGAAGACUUGUGAAUCGUCCAAAAUUCGACAUAUAUGGACAUCGACAGAAAAGAUCAGCAGUUGAAGGUGUUAAAGGAGGAGUACGAGUUCAUCCCCUAUUCGAAUUCCCAAGGAGGAAGCCAGACUUAAGCGUAAGGAAAGGAGAAUACAUAUGCGGCAACAAAGUCUGCAAGUUGGAGCCUGGAGUGGUACCGAAGAACUGUAAUGGGAUGUGCCAGUACCCGAUAUUACCAAAACUAAAUGAUAAUUAA